AUGUUGGCUUAUAAAGUAUGUUUGAACCCGAAUAUUCUCCACGAAAAUAUAUAAAAUAUGAAUUUUUGCAGGUAAAAUCGUCGAACAACUCAAAUUAUAGUGUCAACACAACAUAUGGAUUAAUUCAAAUUGGAUAUACAGUUGAUUUGAUUAUCACAAGAAAAGAUGGAAAACCACAAGCGGAUAAAUUGGUCAUCCAAUAUGCUUCAGUUGAGCAAACUUGUCGCGAUCCGAAACAACCAUUUGAAACUGGAAAACCGGUUGGAGAAAUUGCGGGCGAAACUAUUAUCAAAUUGUCGGCAGCUGAAUAA
Caenorhabditis angaria is the source of this 311-nucleotide messenger RNA. Lineage: Eukaryota; Metazoa; Nematoda; Chromadorea; Rhabditida; Rhabditidae. The record is from the annotation of a GenBank genome assembly.